This is a messenger RNA of Mixia osmundae IAM 14324, 1260 nucleotides long. RefSeq lists its product as uncharacterized. Bases 1 to 1260 code for a protein of 419 amino acids. NCBI's taxonomy places the organism in Eukaryota, Fungi, Basidiomycota, Mixiomycetes, Mixiales, Mixiaceae. The record is from RefSeq and is a predicted model, not a curated record. The transcript has 3 exons.
AUGCAAAACACUGCUUAUACUAGCGCGCCAUUUCAGCAAAGCUACGUCGAGAUGCCUGCGCAGCAAGUUUACUACCAACAGCCAGUUUAUAUGAUGAGCCAGCCACAGACUCCGGCUGACGAGAUGGCGCCGACGGCUAGAUCGGGCCAAUAUACAUGCCGCAAGUGCGGCAAUGCCACACGCUCGUCUAGACUGGUUUGCUCAACAUGCUGCGCCCGACGUCGACUCGAGAAGGAUGGUUCAGGACGAAACCAGAAAGUGGCCACCAUUCAGCCCGAAAUGCAGCCCUCGCCGCCAACCCAGUCAGAGUCAGUGAUGCCUGGUCAGGCCCCGACUCCCGCGGGCUUCGAUGGUGCUCUACCGUCUCCUGCCUACUCGCCUGUUGCUAAUGGCCAGAUCGCCCAAGGUAUCGAGCAAGCAAGCUACGUGGCAAACACAGCUCAGUCUGUACCGCAAUCGCCAGCCAUACCACAGUCCCCUGUUGGCUCUGCUCAACCGCAGCAGAAUGGUCAAGCGCCACCACUGCAAAAUGGGCAAGCUCAGUCUCAGCAAUUCGGGCAAGUGCAGCAACAGUAUACUGAUCAAAUGCAGCCACUACAGAACGAUCAGGUACAAGCACAUCAAACUGGUCAGACCCAGCUGCAGCAAACCAGCCAAACGCAGCCGCAAACAAGCUACUUCAUGCCGCAAGCUCAACAAUACGUUCAGACUGGUCAAGCGCCAGAGAUGGUUGCAGUACAGCCGCAGCUGAUGACGCAGGGCCGGCAGCAUGUAACAUUCGCGGUGCCUCAAGCUGAUCAGCAGCCUUCGGGCCAGCAGCAAGUGCAACCGGCCCAGACCCAGACAGAUGGCAACACUACGCUCGCACCGACACAGCAGCUAGCGAAUGGACAGCAGAUCGUCUACGUAAUGCAACAACCUCAGCCUCAAUACCAGCCUCAGCCUCAGUCUCAGCCUCAAUAUCAGCAGUUUGUCGAAUCCGGGCAGACGCCUCAGCCUAUGUAUGCGGUCGCACAGCCACCUUACCCCUCGGACGGACAGCCCCAAGUCAGCUACAUCAUGCCACAGACUCAGCAGUACGGACAGUACGUCGCUUAUCAGCCGGUGCUGGGCCCGCAGACCCCGGCAGAUGAGAUGUCGAUGUACCAGAGCGAGCUCAGCCAAUCGAGGCUAGGCAAGUACAUCUGCAGGAGAUGUGGUGGAUCUACGCGCUCCUCAAAGCUCGUCUGCUCGAAAUGUCACUAUUCCCGGAGGGCGUAG